This is a messenger RNA of Caenorhabditis briggsae, 2118 nucleotides long. The record is from RefSeq and is a predicted model, not a curated record. The transcript is spliced from 3 exons. Lineage: Eukaryota; Metazoa; Nematoda; Chromadorea; Rhabditida; Rhabditidae. Bases 1 to 2118 code for a protein of 705 amino acids.
AUGCUGGAACGUCAGGACAAAUGUCAGUCGCGCGUGUAUCUGGAAAUGGCCGAAGAGGAGGAGUUCAAGAAAAUGUAUCGAAUUUCGGAGAACGAACUGAUGUUCGCCGGUUUCCCCGAGACGGAGAGACGCAGAGUUUUACUAGAGCAAAACGAGAAAAUGCGACAGAAAUAUGAGAAUGAGAGUCUCUACUACAUGCUGUGCAAAUCCUGGUCGGGACAUGUCAAAAAUUGGGAAUCGCGAUUCAGAAGACCCUUUCCCGGAACAUCAUUGCUCACCGUUCAUCGAACGACGACGUCUUCAAAUGGCAAUGGCAUCCCCCUAAUCACCCUAGACGACAAUGAGCAAUCUACAGUAACCCAAGGAAUGACGUCAUCGACGGAUUCAUCUGAAGGCAGUACUGUUGACGUCGAGAUGACGUCUUCUAGAGAGACUUCAGAAGACGUGAUGGAAGUAGAAGACGUCGUCGCUGGAGAAGGAAAUCAGACGCCUUCAGAAUCCGCUUCAGAUGACCACGACGAUUCGAGUGAGAAUCUAUUCAACGAAUUCUUCAUUCCGAAUUCAGAAGACGUCGCAUCGCCACGUCCACUAGAAGACGUAACGAUGAUUCGGAAUCCUCUGAAUGUUGUUUCGGAAUUUCCAACGACUUCAGAUUCUCAACCGGACGAGGAUCUUUUCGGAGAAUUCUUCCAAAUGAAUUCAGAAGACGUCACGGCUUCUGAAUCUCCAACGAUGUCUGGAAUCGGUCAAGAAGACGUCAGGGGAGAUUUUCGAAGAAUAUCGAUCGAUGAGGACAGAAUUCAAGGAGGUCAAGAUUCAGAAGACGUCAAACCUUCAGAAUCACCACGUCAAAAUCUGACGUCUUCAGAAUUGCCACGCCAUCAGAAUCCGGAGAUUUCAGAAGACGUCAAAUCAGAAAGCUCUCCAGAAGUAAAACUAGAAGACGUUCGGAAUUCAGAAUCUCUAAAAGACGACGUUCAAAGGGCUCCAGAAUCGCCACUUUUUCAGAAUCGAGAAUUUCUAGAAGACGUCAAAGAAGGAGCUCCAGAAGACGUCGUCAAAAUUGAGAAUCCAGAAUAUCUAGAAGAGUCACGUCUUCAGGAUCUUCCGACGACUUCAGAAUCAUUAGAAGUGCCACGUCUUCAGGAUUCGUAUCCUGACGUCAUCAUCCAACGCCCAGAAGACGUCCCAGUGUUAUCAGAAGUGCCACGUCAUAAGAAUCAUCCAGAAUCUUCAGAAGAUGUUGAAAUUCAGAAGGCCAAAUCGCCAGAAGACGUUCGGGAUAAGGCGCCAGAAUCUCCAGAAGACGUCGAGAUGGAAUCUCCAGAAUUGCCCCAACAUCAGAAUCCAAAAUUAUCAGGAGACGUUGAAAUUCAGAAUUCCAAGUCUCCAGAAUCGCCACGUCAUCUAUGUCCAAAUCCUUCUGAAAACGUUCAGCGCCCAGAAGACGUUCCAAUGAAGGCUCUAGAAUCUUCAGUUGACGUUAGAAUUGAUUCUCCAGAAGUUGUCCAAGCCAAUGCUUCGGGAUCUCCACGUCAUCAGGAUCCAAAAUUUUCAGAAGACGUUGAAAUGGAAUCUCCAGAAGUCGACAAGGAAAAGUCUCCAGAAUCUUCUGAAGUCGUUCAGGGAAAAGCCCCUGAAUCCCCACGCCAUCUGAAUCGAGAAUCUGCAGAUGACGUUGAAAUUCAAAAGGCUGAAUCUUCGGAAUCUUCAUGUCAUCUGAAUUCUGAGUCUCCAGAAGACGUCCAGCGCCCAGCAGCCUCUCCAGAAGACGUUGAAAUUCAGAAGGCCAAAUCGGCAGAAGACGUUAAGAUCGAAUCUUCAGAAUUCGUCCAGGAACAAUCUCCAGAAUCUCCACGUCAUCUGAGUCCAAACCCUUCAGAAGUUGUCCAACGCCCAGAAGACGUUGCUCCAGAAUCUCCACGUCGUCAGAAUCCUCCAGAAGACGUCAAAAUCCGGGAAUCCGAAUCUCCAGAAUCCGAAGAAGGCGAUCCAUUUCAUCUGAAUCUUUUAGGAACUCCACGUACUUCUCAAGACAUCUCAGAGCCGUCGUCACGUCUUCUAGUGAAUCCGGCUCCAGAUGUCGACGUGCCUGAAGACUCUGAAUCUUCGAAAUGA